CGUAGAUCGAAGUGUGUGUGCGAUCUAUCGGGAGGUCAGCGAACGCGCGCUCGGCACGAUGCCGAUCGAGGAGAAAGAUAUGGCGCGCGCUUGAGAAAAGUCGUGGAACAAAGUGGUAGCAAAUCGUUUACGAGUUAUUAAUAAUAAACAAGGACUUUCCAAUCCCAUCGUUUUGAAGGAAGUAACGCGUUAACGUUUCUUAGCGUUCUUUCGAAAGAAAACGAAAAAUAUAACAGUGGCGACGAGUUGAAAAAAAAAAAAGACUUUUUCAGUGCAGUGAAGUUUAGUACGAAAGGCAUUGUUAAAGUGUUCGCGUGUGAAGUGCAUCCUUUACCGGAAAAGAGAGGCAAUUUCAUCGAAGCGGCAUUAAAAUGUUUAAUCCCGAAGGCGAUGCCGAGAUGGAUGAGCAGCGACGUUUGUCUCUGAACGGUGCAAGGGCUCUGAACCCGGGCUUUGUUCAGCCAACGCAAAGUGCACCGAUGCAACCAGCACAACCGCCAUCGCAAAAUCCCGUUGCUUCAUCGGCACAAGCAGGACUGGCCAUGAACGGUUCUGAAACGGGAAUGUUUUUGCAAAUGCUGAAUCUUAUGCAGCAGCAAAUGCAGCAGCAGCAGCAACAGCUAUCUCAGCAGCAACAAAUGAUGGCACACAUGAUGCAACAAACACCACACACGACAGCGCAGCCCCAACAACAAGCCCAGCAGGCUCAACAGUAUGCACAGCAGCCCGCAGCACCAAGGAAUCCAGAGUUGAUUAUGGAUGCUUUGGCAGGAAGCAUCAACGAGUUUCGGUUCGAGGCAGAAUCCGGCGUGACGUUCCCUGCAUGGUAUGCGCGUUACGAGGAUUUGUUCGUGCAAGACGCCUCCCGACUAGAGGAUUCAGCGAAAGUGCGGCUGCUCAUUCGCAAAUUGGGCACAGCGGAACACGCGCGGUACUGCAACUUCAUCCUUCCCCGUGUUCCCCGCGACCUCACGUUCGACGAUACAGUUAGCAAACUGAAGGCCCUAUUUGGAAGCGCGGAGUCCCUACUUAGCAAGCGAUACAAGUGUUUGCAAAUUGUGAAAGCUCAUAACGAAGACCUGAUGACAUUCGCAUGUCGGGUUAAUCGCGCUUGUGUUGAUUUCCAAUUCAGCGCUAUGACCGAGGAGCAGUUCAAAUGCUUAAUGCUUGUUUGUGGGUUGAGAGAGGAAGGCGAUGCUGAAAUCCGCACACGGCUUCUUGCUCGCAUCGAGGACAAGGCAGACCUCACGCUGGAGCAGCUUUCUGCCGAAGCUCAGCGCAUCACAAGCUUGAAGGUGGACAGCGCGAUGAUAGCCACCGAGGGAAACGAGCGAGUUUUCGCUAUGCGCGGUGACUACAAGCAGCGGUACGCGCAGCAGACACAACGCAGCUUCAGCAAACAGCAGCAUCCUCAGCAAGCAGACCGAAGCGCACUAGCAGCGAAACCACCGGGUCCAUGCUGGUUAUGCGGCGAUCAUCAUUGGAUACGAGAUUGUUCGUACCGGUCGCAUAAGUGCGAGGAUUGUGGCAAGUAUGGGCACCGCGAAGGGCAUUGUAACACUGCAGGGCGAAAGAAAAGAAAAAAUAAUUUCUACAAGCGCUCUUCAGUAGCGACAAGGGUAGUUUCCGUUAAUAUUUUUAGCGUACAACAAAACCGGAAAUAUGUGACUAUCCACAUUGGGCAGAAAUCGGCCAGGUUACAGCUCGACACUGGCUCGGACAUUACGAUCAUAGGACGAAAGACCUGGAAACAGCUCGGCAUGCCAACUCUAUCUCCAGCGCAAGUGCACGCGAAAACGGCAACUGGUGCACACAUUCAGCUGGAUGGCGAAUUUGAAGCGGAUAUCACGAUUAACGGAAGGACUGAAACGGCGAUAAUAAGAGUCAUUCCGUCAGAUUUGCAGCUAUUAGGAGCCGAUCUAAUUGAUAUCUUUUCGCUUGCAGCCAUGCCGAUGAACCAGUUUUGCAACAGAAUAGAGAGCGAUUCUGCAAAAUGGGAGAAGCGAUUUCCAGCUGUUUUCCACGGUACAGGUUUAUGCACAAAGGCCAAUAUAAAGCUGCAAUUGAAGGAAAAUGUCCGUCCUAUUUUCUGUCCGAAGCGUCCCGUAGCUUACGCUAUGCAGGCAACAGUCGAGAAGGAGCUAGAUAGGCUACAAGCACUCAAAGUCAUUACGCCAGUUGAUUAUUCCGAGUGGGCCGCGCCGAUUGUCGUCGUUAGAAAGGGGAACGGUAGUAUUCGCAUUUGUGGGGACUACUCCACCGGACUGAAUUCGGCUCUUCGGUCAUAUGAAUACCCAUUACCGCUCCCAGACGAUAUUUUCGCUAAGCUGGCCCAAUGCAGAUUCUUUAGCAAAAUCGACCUUUCAGACGCCUUUUUACAGGUCGAAAUUGAUGCCAGAUACCGACCUUUGCUAACCAUAAAUACACAUCGCGGCUUAUAUUAUUACAAUCGCCUGCCGCCCGGCAUCAAAAUAGCUCCUGCAGCAUUCCAGCAGCUAAUAGACACCAUGCUUGCUGGACUAAAAGGAACAUCCGGAUAUAUGGAUGACGUAAUCGUUGGUGGCAAAACGGAACGCGAGCACGAUGAAAAUCUGCUGAAUCUAUUCCGCCGAAUACAGGAAUUCGGAUUCACUAUCCGUGCAGACAAAUGUGCGUUCAAAAUGCAGCAGAUAGAGUAUCUGGGUUUCAUCGUCGAUAGUCGUGGCCUUAGACCAAACCCAGCAAAAAUCGACAUAAUUCAAAAGCUGCCAACACCAACAAAUAUCAGCGAGGUACGUUCAUUCCUAGGCGCGAUCAACUACUAUGGAAAGUUCGUUUCGAAAAUGCGCGACCUACGAUACCCGCUAGAUAUGCUAUUGAAAGACGAGAGCAAAUUUUUAUGGACUCGGGAAUGUGAUCGAGCCUUCAGCAAAUUUAAGGAAAUUCUCUCGUCCGAUUUACUGCUGACACAUUAUGACCCGAACGCCGAAAUUGUGGUAUCUGCAGAUGCAUCAGCAGUUGGACUUGGUGCAACAAUUAGCCAUAAAUACGCCGAUGGCUCGAUAAAGGUUGUACAACAUGCAUCAAGGGCGCUAACGCAAGCCGAAACAAGGUACAGCCAAAUAGACCGCGAAGGUCUUGCCAUUAUUUUUGCGGUCACUAAGUUCCACAAGAUGCUGUAUGGUCGUCAUUUUUGCCUGCAGACAGACCACCGUCCACUAGUAAGAAUCUUCGGCAGUAAAAAAGGUAUUCCGGUUUACACGGCAAACAGACUGCAACGAUUCGCACUGACCUUGCAGCUGUAUGACUUCAGCAUCGAGUAUGUUCCCACUACUAAGUUCGGUAACGCCGACAUACUAUCGAGACUGAUAAGGGAACAUGCCAAACCGGAACCGGAGUACAUCAUAGCCAGCGCCGAACUCGAGGAGGAUGUAAGUUUUGUAGCAACAAAUUCCAUUAACGCAUUUCCUCUUAAUUUUAGAGACGUUGCCAGAGCUACAAAUACUGACGCAGUCUUGAAGAAGGUUCACCAGUACGUCAUGGAAGGGUGGCCUCGAAACCUGAGCUACGGUGCAGACCUGGCACGCUUUUUCAAUCGAAGCGAAGCCCUUUCUUCGGUUCGAGGAUGCAUUUUGCUCGGGGAGAGGGUAGUGAUCCCUACCAGAUUACGCGAGAAAUGUCUGAAGCAGCUACACGAAGGCCAUCCCGGGAAGCAAAGAAUGAAGGCACUUGCCCGGAGUUAUGUAUACUGGCCUAGCUUGGAUGAGGACAUUUCCGAGUGCGUUAAGACUUGCCAUGCAUGUGCGGUAGCCGCAAAAUCGCCUCCUCAUACGAAACCAUUAUCCUGGCCAGCCACUAAACAGCCUUGGGAAAGAAUUCACAUCGAUUAUGCAGGGCCCAUUAACGGCGAGUUUUAUUUGGUGAUAGUCGACGCAAAUACUAAAUGGCCAGAGGUUAUAAAGGCAAAUUCAACAUCGACCGCUGGAACAAUUGCUAUAUUAAGAGGCGUAUUUGCUCGUUUUGGUUUCCCCAUUACACUUGUGAGCGAUAACGGGCCGCAGUUUUCGAGUACUGCAUUUACCGAUUACUGUUGUAGCAAAGGCAUACAACAUGUUACAAGCCCACCGUUUCAUCCACAGUCGAAUGGGCAAGCAGAACGUUUCGUCGACACCUUUAAACGGUCGGUCAAAAAGAUAGAAGAAGGUGGAGCGUCCCACGGAGAAGCUCUCGAUAUUUUCCUCCAAGCGUACCGAUCAACGCCCAACGCCACUCUCGAAAACCAUCGCUCGCCUGCAGAGGCAAUGUUUAAUCGAAAAAUAAGAACAGCGAUGGAACUGUUAAAGCCUCCGCCGACCACUGAAACGCUGCCUGAGGAACAUGGUCGGGGCUUCAAGAGUGGUGAUUGCGUUUACGCGAAGUGGUAUUCGCGCAACUCUUGGAAAUGGGUUCCCGCGCAGGUUGUUCGCAUUAUAGGGAAUGUGAUAUAUGAGGUUAAGACGGAUGACGGCCGUAUGCAUCGCCGUCACGUAAACCAGCUGCGGAAACGGGACAUCGGCAGUUCAGAGCAAUCAACUAAUCUCGCGGCUCGUACGCAAUUGCCGCUAGAUCUGCUCAUCGAAGGACCAAGAGAUGUCGUGCCAGUUGAGCACCCUACAGUGAUAUCCUCACCGCUGCUACCAUCAUCAUCCGACGGGGUCCGUGGUAUGACCUCCUCACCGCCGUUACCAUCUCCACGACCAGUACCUGUCCAACGAAGAAGACGUCAGCAGCCGGUACAAUCGCCACGCCGGUCCAACAGGUCCAGACGAUUCCCGCGUAGGCUUGAUGGGUACCUGCUGCAAUAAAAAGGGGGAGAUGUUAUGGGCCAACCUGAUGAUCCCGUAGAUCGCUACCGAGGACACUCAUCGGGCGUAGAUCGAAGUGUGUGUGCGAUCUAUCGGGAGGUCAGCGAACGCGCGCUCGGCACGAUGCCGAUCGAGGAGAAAGAUAUGGCGCGCGCUUGAGAAAAGUCGUGGAACAAAGUGGUAGCAAAUCGUUUACGAGUUAUUAAUAAUAAACAAGGACUUUCCAAUCCCAUCGUUUUGAAGGAAGUAACGCGUUAACGUUUCUUA
This is a messenger RNA of Anopheles arabiensis, 5090 nucleotides long. RefSeq lists its product as uncharacterized. The transcript has a single exon. Gene Ontology annotation, biological process: proteolysis; DNA integration. Lineage: Eukaryota; Metazoa; Arthropoda; Insecta; Diptera; Culicidae. Gene Ontology annotation, molecular function: aspartic-type endopeptidase activity; nucleic acid binding. The record is from RefSeq and is a predicted model, not a curated record. The coding region runs from base 372 to 4823 and encodes 1483 amino acids.